This is a messenger RNA of Tribolium madens (black flour beetle), 701 nucleotides long. RefSeq lists its product as uncharacterized. The record is from RefSeq and is a predicted model, not a curated record. The transcript is spliced from 2 exons. Bases 182 to 511 code for a protein of 109 amino acids. Lineage: Eukaryota; Metazoa; Arthropoda; Insecta; Coleoptera; Tenebrionidae.
GACUAGUAAUUGAUUUAUUCAAUAAAUUUAAAAAAGCAAAUGCAAAUAUUAACAAAAUACACCAGCCUCAUUAGUGCAGGAGUUGUUCUAAAUGUACUGCUCGUGCAGCUGGCGUGACUGCUUUUGGUUACGGAACCUCCAAAAAGACCCCUAAAAACACGAAAGCGCUAAAAACGCUCUCAUGAAACUAAAAGAAGAUCAUGAGUCUUCGGAAAUUCUAAUUUUAGAACAAGCAUCCUCACCUUAUGUUGAUAAUGUUUUUAGAAAUGUCGUCAGCGAAUUGAACGAAUACGCAGUCAAAUAUGUCGCAAAGUAUCCAAAUUAUGAUUUUCUCACGGUUUCGGUAAACGGCCACUUUUUCUUUAAAUGUUCUUUUAUGGAUAAAAAAAGCAUAGGGAAAGGGAUGAAUAAGAAAGACGCCAAGCAGGAUGCUGCAAGACAAAUGUUGGAAUUGGUUAAGAAAAAUGAUCCAGUUUUACGAAAAAACAACAAUUACAAUAAACAAUUAUAGAAAAGUAUAAUCGACUCACAUUAAAUGGAACAAAGGUUACUUUGUCAAAAACGAGUCAGAUUCUUGAACCAAGUUCUGGCAUCACUUUGGUAAGAAUAGGAUUUUGUAACAUUUUAUCAUCUGUCAGGUAUUUAGGCCGACGAAGAAACUAUUGAGAGUCUUCAAAAUAAACUGAGAUUACACAACAUUU